AUGGCGGACCACAAGCCUAACGAGAAGGACGAUCUUGAGCCUACAAGACCCGCAAAGAUUCCUUUCUGGCGCAUCGUUUACGACCAGGCGGGCGUGACAGACGCCGUUCUCAAACACCCAUAUGCCGGCUCCGGCACAGAAUCAGACCCGUACCUAGUACAAUGGAUACCGCACGACCCCAGGAACCCGAUGGGGUUCAGUACCUUCACGAAAUGGUUCAUUACCAUGAUUGUCGCAUUCGCGACCCUGGCGGUGGCCCUCGUGUCAUCUGCCUACACCGGCGGCAUGAAGCAGAUCAUCAUGGAGUUUGGCAUAAGCCAGGAGCUGGCGACGCUGGGCGUCUCCCUCUUCGUCGUUGGAUUCGCCGUCGGCCCGCUGCUGUGGGCGCCGCUUAGCGAGCUGUUCGGUCGACAGGUCCUGUUCUUCUUCACAUACGCGGCCUUGACCGCAUUCAACGCUGGCACCGCUGGCGUCCAGAACUCGUGGAGCUUGAUCAUCCUGCGAUUCUUCGCAGGCGCUUUCGGUUCUUCGCCGCUCACCAAUGCUGGAGGCGUCAUUGCCGACAUGUUCCCUGCUGCCCAGAGAGGCCUGGCGACCAGUCUGUUUGCCGCUGCGCCGUUUCUGGGACCAGUUCUUGGACCCAUCAUUGGAGGAUUCCUCGGAGAAUCAGCUGGUUGGAGAUGGGUGAUGGGCUUCCUCGCUGCUUUCUCGGGAUUUUUCUGGAUCGUCGGCACUUUGCUCGUCCCGGAGACCUACGCCCCAGUUCUGUUGCGCAGACGCGCCGCCAAGAUGACCAAGAUGACCGGAAAGCAAUACGUUAGCAAGAUCGAUGCCGACCGAGGCAAGAUUACCCUGGGUCAGUCCAUGAAGACCGCCCUGUCGCGGCCGUGGAUUCUGCUCUUCAGAGAGCCUAUUGUGCUGUUGCUGUCCAUUUACAUGGCCAUCAUCUAUGGUACACUUUACAUGCUUUUCGCCGCAUUCCCUAUCGUCUACCAGCAAAACCGUGGAUGGAGUCAAGGUGUUGGUGGUCUUGCCUUCCUCGGUAUCCUCGUGGGAAUGCUCUUUGCCAUCGCUUACAAUAUUCCUGACAACAAGCGUUAUAUCAAGACCGAGGAGAAAAAUAACGGCUUUGCACCCCCUGAGUCCCGCCUGCCACCGGCGAUGGUCGGAUCUAUCGCUCUCCCGAUCGGUCUUUUCUGGUUUGCCUGGACCAACUACCCGGAUAUACACUGGCUGGCGAGUAUUGCAGCCGGUGUGCCGUUUGGAUUCGGUAUGGUUCUCGUGUUCCUCAGCAUCAUGAACUACCUCAUCGAUGCGUACACCAUCUUCGCCGCCUCGGUGCUGGCAGCCAACUCGGUCCUGCGAUCUCUAUUUGGUGCCGCUUUCCCGCUUUUCACCACAUAUAUGUACAAGGACCUCGGUAUUCACUGGGCAUCCAGCAUUCCCGCGUUCCUGGCCCUGGCGUGUGUGCCAUUCCCGUUCCUGUUCUACAAGUAUGGGCCUGCCAUCAGAACGCGCUGCCACUUCGCCGCCGAGUCAGAGCAGUUCAUGAGGAAGCUGAGGCAGCAAGAACAAGACGAGGCCGCCAUGGAGCAGGACACAUCUCCUGAGGAUGGCGACGAGGUGGAACAGACAGAGACCAACGAGUCUGACGACACCUUGACUCCCACAGUCUCGCAUGCCGCACGCUCGUCGAGGAGAGGCUCCUUGGCCCGCACUACCAGCAAUGCGCUCCGUCGCGUGCCGACUGGUUAUGAGGAGAACCCUUACGAUAUCGACCGAGUCAACACUACAGACUCGCAGUUCGCGGUCAAGCCACUCAAACUGACCAAGACGCGAUCGCGUGUCUGA
Neoarthrinium moseri is the source of this 1851-nucleotide messenger RNA. RefSeq lists its product as uncharacterized. The transcript is spliced from 2 exons. The record is from RefSeq and is a predicted model, not a curated record. Gene Ontology annotation, biological process: transmembrane transport. Lineage: Eukaryota; Fungi; Ascomycota; Sordariomycetes; Amphisphaeriales; Apiosporaceae. Bases 1 to 1851 code for a protein of 616 amino acids. Gene Ontology annotation, molecular function: transmembrane transporter activity.